Messenger RNA from Phaeodactylum tricornutum CCAP 1055/1, 555 nucleotides. RefSeq lists its product with no specific name. The transcript has a single exon. The annotation marks the transcript as partial. Gene Ontology annotation, cellular component: ribosome. Lineage: Eukaryota; Bacillariophyta; Bacillariophyceae; Surirellales; Neidiaceae. Gene Ontology annotation, biological process: translation. The record is from RefSeq and is a predicted model, not a curated record. Gene Ontology annotation, molecular function: structural constituent of ribosome.
AGGCGCAAGGCAAAAACUAAGACGAUCAGUGAAGUGUCCGGUAGUGGUCGAAAAAUUCGGAAUCAAAAAGGCACUGGUAUGGCUCGUGCUGGACAUUCCCGCCCACCGCAUUUUCGGGGCGGUGCCAAGGCGCAUGGCCCCAAGAAUGUGACCGACUAUGGCAAUACCAAACUCAACAAGAAAGUACGAAAGCUGGCUCUGGUGCAUGCGCUCAGCCAAAAGCUAUUGGAGGGAAAUUUGAUUAUCUUAAAUAGCCUGAAAGAGCUACCAUCACACAAAACAAAGGAGCUGACACGGUUUUUGGAACCCUGGGAUAUUGGGGGGAAAGAUGGCGCAACUGCACUGAUUUUGGACGCCUACAUAUCGGAGGAAGAAGGCCAGCCGCAGUCAUAUAAAGGCGUGCCAAUGAAUCUUUGGGUAGCGUCCUCAAAUAUUUACAGGAUUAAAGUCGGCAACCAUCUCGCGGCUUGUGUGUACGAUAUUCUUAAACACGAGAAGUUGGUACUCACGCUGGCGGCAUUGGAAAAAUUGGAGGAUCGACUGCGAGAAGUGUAA